GCGGCGAAGGAACCAUCCAAGCCACUUCCCUCCCUCCAGCUACUGCCAAGCCAACCAAGGUUGCCCUUCCCGCCCUCCUCGCAGCGCCCCGGCCGCCAGGAUGUGGCCGUCGGCUUGGGAGGCGCUGGUGGCGCUGGCGGCGGUGGCGUGCCUGGCGGAGGGCGUGCGCGGCGGCUACGGCCUGAGCAUGUUCGCCGUGCAGACGGCGCCGCAGCCGGACCCCUGCUACGACGAGAACGGGCAGCCGCGCCGCUGCAUCCCGGACUUCGUCAACGCCGCCUUCGGCAAGGAGGUGAAGGUGUCGAGCACGUGCGGGCGGCCGCAGUCGCGCUACUGCGUGCUGGCCGAGAAGGGCGAGGAGCGCAGCCGCACCUGCCACCUGUGCGACGCCGCCGACCCCAAGCGGGCGCGCCCGGCCGCCUACCUGACCGACCUCAACAACCCGCACAACCUGACGUGCUGGCAGUCGGAGAGCUUCGUGCAGCACCCGCAGAACGUGACGCUGGCGCUGGCGCUGGGCAAGAAGUUCGAGGUGACCUACGUCAGCCUGCAGUUCUGCUCGCCGCGCCCGGAGUCCAUGGCCAUCUACAAGUCCAUGGACGGCGGCAAGGCCUGGGUGCCCUUCCAGUUCUACUCCACGCAGUGCCGCAAGAUGUACAACAAGCCCAGCCGCGCCGCCAUCACCAAGCAGAACGAGCAGGAGGCCAUCUGCACCGACUCGCACACCGACAUGCGGCCCCUGGCCGGCGGCCUCAUCGCCUUCAGCACCCUCGACGGCCGGCCCUCGGCCCACGACUUCGACAACUCGCCCGUGCUGCAGGACUGGGUCACGGCCACCGACAUCAAGGUGGUCUUCAGCCGCCUCCACACCUUCGGCGACGAGAACGAGGACGACUCCGAGCUGGCCCGCGACUCCUACUACUACGCCGUCUCCGACCUGCAGGUGGGCGGCCGCUGCAAGUGCAACGGGCACGCCUCCCGCUGCGUCCGCGACCGCGACGACAACCUGGUCUGCGACUGCAAGCACAACACGGCCGGCCCCGAGUGCGACCGCUGCAAGCCCUUCCACUACGACCGGCCCUGGCAGAGGGCCACCGCUCGCGAGGCCAACGAGUGCGUCGCUUGCAACUGCAACCUGCAUGCCAGAAGGUGCCGUUUUAACAUGGAGCUCUACAAAUUAUCUGGCCGCAAGAGUGGAGGUGUUUGUCUUAAUUGCCGGCACAACACAGCAGGGCGUCACUGCCAUUACUGCAAGGAAGGCUACUAUCGGGACAUGACCAAACCAAUCACUCACAGAAAAGCAUGCAAAGCAUGUGAUUGCCAUCCCGUGGGUGCAGCUGGGAAAACCUGUAAUCAAACCACAGGGCAAUGUCCCUGCAAAGAUGGCGUGACGGGCAUCACUUGCAAUCGAUGUGCCAAAGGUUACCAGCAAAGCAGAUCUCCUAUUGCCCCCUGCAUAAAAAUUCCUAUUGCACCUCCCACUACUGUGGCCAGCAGCACAGAAGAACCUGCAGACUGUGAUUCGUAUUGCAAGGCAUCCAAAGGGAAGCUGAAGAUCAACAUGAAGAAGUAUUGCAAGAAAGACUACGCUGUCCAGAUCCACAUCCUGAAGGCAGACAAGGCAGGAGAAUGGUGGAAGUUCACAGUAAAUAUCAUCUCUGUGUACAAGCAAGGGACAAACCGCAUCCGGCGUGGUGACCAGAUCCUCUGGAUACGCUCCAAGGACAUUGCCUGCAAGUGCCCCAAAAUCAAACCCAUGAAGAAAUAUUUGCUGCUGGGCCACGAUGAGGACUCUCCUGACCAGAAUGGCAUCGUAGCAGACAAAAGCAGCCUUGUGAUACAGUGGAGGGACACAUGGGCCAGGAGGCUGAGGAAAUUCCAGCAACGGGAAAAGAAGGGAAAGUGCAAGAAAGCCUAGAGGGCAAGAUAGAGAUGUGAAAAGGGACUGCACACGCUGCUUGCGUAGAACUCGGAGCAGGUGGGGUGGGGUUAGGAACAUUGGCAAGAAACUCACUUUGCAGUAUGUAAGAGACUGGGGUGGGAGGCUGAAGGAGGGAUUAACAACUUCUGUGAGACGUGCCAGUUUUGGACUUCAUACUCCAGAAUCACACAUACCCUCGCCGCCCCCCAUUAUUGGAGAGAGAAAACAAGUUUAGAGAAGGAGGGCUAUCUGAAACCGUACUCAACACAGUAGCAAAUGUUACGUCAGUUACUAGUUCCCAUCAUUCCCUUUGAUUUUCCUUCUCUCUCCCCCCCUCCCCCUGAUCAGAGGAAUGACCAACUGCCUUAAUUUCGCUAACAUCAACUAGUUCCAAAAGCCAGACACAAGAACAACCCAAACUGUCUAUGAAACACAACUAUAAACAAAAAUUAUGCUGGAAAUACAUUUUUCAAGAUAUUAAAUCUGAUUGUUAUUGCUAGGUAGAAUGGUGGAUAGGAUGGUUGACUUGAAACAGAUUACUGGAGAUCAGCUUUUCAAGGCAGCCUGAGUUGCUCUUCCAUUACCCAUCACAAGUGUCUUACAAGCCAUAAGAAAUGACAUCCCACUCUUAACCUAAAUGUCAGGUGGUCACUGGAAGGCAACUGAGGAAUGCACUUUCCUGGAAAUGAAGCCCUCAGCUAAGGUCUCAUUGCCUGAUUCAAGGAAGGCAAUCUGUUAGGAAAGACAGCUGAGUACAACAGAGAGCUGUGAAAAGGGAGAAGGAUAUGGAGAUUAUAUCUGUGAAGUAUAUUCACUUACUUCCAGUGUCUGGAAACACUACCCAUCUAGUGGGAGACCCACUAGCAGGCCUGCAUUUGUGAAUAUGACCUCUCCUCAAGACCACUGGAUAUUUUUUUAAACGUAUUCACCAAUACAUGAAGUAACUGCAAUGUUAAUAGCUGCUCUUCAAACCCCAACUAGACUGGACCUUUUACAAUAAUCUGCACCUAUAAAAAGCAAAUGUGAUAUUGGCGAGAUCCUAUGGAGACUUUUCACCCAAGACACCAUUCAAGAACUCCAUCAUCCAUACCUCAGAGGAAUACAGUCUAAACACAUCAAGGAAAGAUUAUCAUGGCAGAGAGAUGAUUUGCCAGUCCUGCAUUUUUGUGCAGUGGCUAAUAUUACUUCAACACAAGAACCACACUCAGUGCUUCCUCCUGCACUGGUAAGAUAUCAGGAUGGAGACAUGCUUACAUGCUGGUUCUUUCUGGAGUAAUUGAUGUGUCCAAGAGGUGCAUCUUGGCUGCUGCAAAGGGGAAAAGAAAUUAGAACAAAAAUCUACCAAUUCUUACACAGAACAGAGAUUUACAUCUGCUCAUAUAAACCCUCUGUUUAACAGCCUGCUGUAGCUUUGGGUUUCAUGCUAAUAAAUGUAGGGAUUAAUAGUUUACUUCCAUGAAGAAGUCACCCCUCCCCUGCAGCAGCACUACCCUUCUUGAAGCCAGAUGGUGGGUUCUCAGUUCCAUUUUAGAUUCAUGAGAGGUGAAGGAGAUUUUUGUACCUAUUCAUGCAAAUCCCCAACCGGACCAAUUGUCUACAAACUAGCAAAGCGGGAAGACUGUCUGGGCAGGCAGUUCACACGUGAGCUCAGGGAUGCCUGCCCAUCAAAAUUCAAACUUCCCAGAGAUGUUUCCUGUUAGGAAACUUGGAAACAUCUUUUUAAUGACAUUUUCCAAUGGUUUUGACUUGUUUUAUAGCAAUUGACAAUAUUUAUAUAAUGACAUAAACUAUCAUAAAACAAACUGCAGCACAAAUAGGUGUAAAGUGGCUGAAUGCCAGGGAAGUGGAUUGGGGGGGGGCGGCGGUUUGAGGAGUUGGGAUCCCUGGCUAGGGCCAAGAAGUGCUCUGACUCAACAGCUCUGUGUACUGCAGAGAGUUUCAAGGCUUUCACUUUUUUUUACAUACUUAGUUGCUACUGAAAGAAAAAUUUUCACAGCAUUGCCUAGGCUGAGGAGCAACUAACAACACAGCUGAUUUGAAAUCUCAUAUGAGACCUAGUGGCACAGAAGGACCUAGUUCAAGUAAUGGAAAGGAGCAAAAAGGGUGAAUAUGACCAUUAUUCAGUGCCAAGUAGCAUCACAACCGUUUUAUUUUGGAGGACUCCCGUGUCAGUCACACAACAUGCUGAUCCUCAUGCAGUACAGAAUGAAGUAGAGCAAAAUGCAAAUAUACCCCACUUCAGACUAUAGAUGGGGAUUUCACAUAAUUGAAUAUUUCCCUGCAUAAAAUACUCCCUGUAAUUAGACUAAUACAGCAGGAAGCUGACCAGGCUACCAUCUCUCUCCCCGACAUGCUAGGGAACUUGUACUUUUUGUACUUGUAGGGAACCUUUUCACUUGCAGUCUGAAGUGGAAUAGUCCAUGUACUAAAGAUUUUAACAUCUUCUUCUGCUGCAUGAGUAGUCCAGGCUCUCUUUACUUUGACAGUCUCUCUCCGUGUCAGUGGUUUUCAAGCCUUUUAUGUAUGGGGAAUCAAUUUUAUAAUGAUUUGUCUGUUAAAGAAUCCUAUGAUAAGGCAUUCUGGAGUCCAGCACAGGAUAUAUAAACUUGAUAUGGAAUGUCAGCCAAGAAUGCUGGGUCCACUAGAACAUCAUUGUACUCUAGAGAAAGACUAUCAGUCAUUGCUGGUUUUAUUUUCAAGGAGCCCCAGAAAGAGAAUUACUGUAUGAGAAUGAAAGUACAUUCUUCAAAGUCCUACAACCUUCUUACUACAGCAACACGUGGAGAAAUACUGUACGAAAAAAGCUUCAAUGUCACUACUUUCAAUGUUCACAAAAACAAACCAAAGCUUUAAAAGAACAACUAAAGAUAGGAUCAGUUUCAAUACUGCAAAUACAAACCAGACGAAGGAUGUGACUGUGGCGUUACGGCCACUACAACAGGCAACAAAAUGUCCUAAAUUGCUCACAUCUUCGUAGAAAACUGCAAACUAUGACCAACAACCAAGGGCAUUUGAAGUUAGUCCAUGAGGUUACACAGGUCACCCUGAGACGAAGGAGAAAAAAAGAAGCUAAUAGUUUUACAGAGGCAAUAAUAACUUCAAGAAUCGGUGGUUGUUCUUUGAUGGAAACUUGGGUCCAGUUAAAAGCUGUUCCCCCCCGCCCCCUACAUUUUGUGACACAUCAAGUGUUGUCUGUCGACAGAAUAUUUUUUUUCAUGAUUAGCAUCAGAAAGCACUAUCACCCUUUUCAGAUAGCUAUUGCCCAUGUGAGAAAUUCAGUCUAGUCUCUAGCACCUCCACCUCAGUGGCACUGCCCAGAGAAAAUUAGGCAAGAAAUUAACCUUUUAAUUAAUCUUUAAGCACCUUAAGAGGGGGAAUCUAGCAGAGUUCAUUAGCUUGCUCCUAAGCUGCCCCAUGCAACCAAACCAGUAAGAACCAAUACGGAGGCAGAGGACCUUUGCUCUGUCACAAAGAAUAGACAUCCUGCUGUUCACGUACAGCUCAGCACUGGGCUAUCCAUAGGUUGACCUGUGAGCCAUUCAGCACAACGCUAAUUUCUUCCAUGUUGGUAGGAAAGGAGACAAAUGAGCAGGACUUAAGAACCGGUUCUCUUCAAGAUUUUGCCAAGGGGUAGCUUCAUUACAAUCCUCAUGCUGACCCUGUAUUAAUCAGAGUCAAUGGGACAAUUUUCACAAUGUCCUAGAAAAGGCUCUCAGAAAGCUCUAGGCUUAAAAGUUGUAAAAGCCUUCUGAAGAAAAGGAAAAUUAUUCAGGGUUAAUAUGAAUGUAUAGAAUGUUUCUAAGGAAUCAGAGCAUCCACACUGACUCCACACUAAGACAGAUCAUGGGCAUAAAUGACUUUGGUGAGACAGCUGCUCCCCGAUGGAACAUUGUGGCCAUUGAAGCACCUGGCUGUAAAGUUGAGCCAAAACCAUCAGUUCACAUUCAUUUUCACUACUGACGAACAACUCUUUUUGGGAUGUCUGUUCAAAAUUUCAUCUGUUUUUGUUUUGUUUUGUUUUUAGGGGGGGGGUCCCAAGCCCCCACUAAUGAUGGUACAAAGAGAGCAAAAGCCACUAAAGGCUAAUUUCUAAGGUUUUGCAGCCCUUCAGCAAGGCCACAAGGCUGUUAUCAGUCAAAUGUGCUACAUGAAAGACUUAUAAGUAUAAAAGAGUGUGCUUAACAGAUUGCCGCUAACACAAGCUCAAGGAUUGUACAGCUGGCUUGUCCCUAGGGCUUGGGAGCUCCCUUAAACUUUGGUCUAGGUUCAGAGGCUGCAUCUCUUUCUGAGUCUUGGAAAUAAUUCUUUGGGAGCUUUUCUAAAACUAAUGCAUGAACUGUCACUGGCCUGCAAGCCUUAGAUGUCAAAUAGAAAAACAGUUCAGACUUUUGUGCAAUUUGCUGAACUAAAGGCUUCCCAACCCUUGAGCACUGAAAAUUUAAUCCAAAAAUCAAAAUGCAUGAACUUCAGCCCUAUUUUGUUCUCCUUAACAUAAACCUGCUCAGAUUUCCCAGUAAGUGGGAUGCUUUAGCUACCAAAAGCCUGCUCUGAAUCCAAAUCCUGGUGCAAUAUUGCUUUCCCUUGACAGUGCCUUUGCUCUCAAAUCCAGUAUCCUACCUAUGAGCACCACAAAGAGUUGCAGAUCUGUGUGAAAAUUCAGGAGGCAUUUUCUAUGUUUGGUUUUUGGACUUAGUAUCAAUAACCACUAUCUAACCACUCGAGCAUGUUUACAUAACAGAUAUCCUCAUAGUUCCCAAUUCCCUUUAUGACAGGCAGAAAAUGGCCUGUCCAUCCAUAAUGGACUAAUAUCCUAUAAACAGCUGUGAAGUGGGGCAGGACACCAGGCAAGAAAUGGAAAAUACACUACACAGAAAAAGAAGAACAUUGGAAAGUUAAUACAGAAGGUAAGGUAGGUUAGAGCUCAGAAACUGUAUAUUGACCAGAAACAUAAUAUAGAUUAUUUUAAAACGAUCUUUCUCUCUUAGACUAAUGAAAACAAACAUAACUUUCAUUUGCAAACCAUUCAUCAUGGCAGGCUUAAUGGCUUGUUUUGCACUUUCCACAUCUAACAAAUAUACCUCCCUAGGUACCUUGCAAUGGGUAUAUGUAAACAGACAAUUUCAGCAUCUAUCAAGAAAGCAGAAUGACACAAAAUAAAAUUAUAUCAUUCCAAGGCUGUUUUAUUUCUGACAACGCUUCUCCUUUCUUUCUUAAUAACAGAAAUGUGCCAAGGCACAUUUACCUUACCUACUUCAGGUUGCUUCUUAGAAAAGCUUUGCUAUACUAGGAAGUGUACUUAGGAUAGCGUGAAUGGCCAUGUCAUUUAAGGAUGGGUUUUUAAAUCUGAAGACCUGUAUUAGUAAGUCAAUUGGGAAGGGAAGAAACAUCAAUAUUUUCAUGCCCAAAGUACGGGCCUAGAACUGGGCAAGCAAAGGUGAUAGGUCAGGCAGCAGGAUGGCUGGCUGUUUUUUCUGAGCUUUCCCUAAGAACACCAUACCCUUGGAAUUUAUAGAAAACAUCUAUUUUUCCAGUUAAGUAAAAAAAAAAAAAGGAGACCACAAAUCUGUAUUUAAUGAAUGUCACAUGAAAUCUGUUCCUUGCAACUGUUCUACAAGUGUCACAUAGCGAUGGAUUGUCAAAACCAGAAGUAUAAUGCAAAAAGCCUGAAGUCCUCUUUAAAAAAACCCUAACACAGAACUUGUAACAAGGUAAGAGGGCAAUACAAAAACAAUUACGACUCAAGAGCAGCAUUGAAGAAGAGCUCCCCUACCUUCUGCGUUUGUUUUUGCUGGUUGAUUGUACGUUCAUUCCCCAACCACCUUUGCCUUUUCCUGUUACAUAAACCUGUUGGAGAAACCUGGAUUUUUAUUAUUCCUGUUAAUAUCAUGAAUUGUAAAUGUUGUUUAGUUAUGACUAUAGCAUAUAGUUUUGGGACAAUGUUUCUUUACAAUGCAUACUAAUAUAUUAUGGUUAUUAUAUAUGAAUAUAUUUAAUGACGUGAAAAAAGUUGUGGAUUUUCUUAUUCCCCUUCCCUUCAUUUCCUUCUGUUUGUUAGAUGGGCUGAUAAUUGAACCAGGAGGAAUGUGUAAUUGUGCAGAAUCUGCUUGAUAGGACUAAAUCCAACCGUCUGUUGAAUAAACUCUUAUAAAGUUCUA
Messenger RNA from Eublepharis macularius, 8076 nucleotides. It is a transcript of the gene NTN1, whose product is annotated as netrin 1. Bases 101 to 1918 code for a protein of 605 amino acids. Lineage: Eukaryota; Metazoa; Chordata; Lepidosauria; Squamata; Eublepharidae. Gene Ontology annotation, molecular function: protein binding. The record is from RefSeq and is a predicted model, not a curated record. The transcript has 7 exons.